AUGUCUGAAUCGGCUUUGUAUGAUUUGCAACAAGAAUUUAGACAAGCCUCCCAAACUUUGGAAUGGAUUGUCGCCGAUGUACGAUCGCCAUGGCGGAUGAAGGAAGUCUUUGAAAAAUACAAACCUCAAUUGGUUUUUCAUGCAGCGGCGUACAAACACGUGCCACUAAUGGAGUCCCAUCCAUGGGAAUCGGUUAUCACCAAUGUUUACGGUACCAAAGUGGUGGCCGAUUUGGCCACCCAACAUAAGGUUGAAAAAUUCAUUAUGGUGUCCACCGACAAAGCGGUUAAUCCGACCAAUGUGAUGGGAGCCACCAAGCGUUUGGCCGAAAUCCCCAUUAAAAUUAUCGAUUUGGCAAAAAAAAUGAUACGACUAUUGGGGCAUCGAUAUCCACAAGAUGUCGACAUUAAGAUAAUAGGACUUCGGCCUGGUGAAAAAAUAUACGAAGAAUUAUUGGCCGAUGGUGAAAAUACAAUAGAAACCUACCAUCCUAAAAUUCGAUUGGCCGAACAACACGGAUUAAUGGAUUGUGAAUCCACCAUGAAAAUUAUAGAAGACAUCUUUGAAUUGGCACAUGGUUCUACUCAGAGCCAUCACCAAUUGGUGGCGGCCAUCAAAAGCAUAAUCCCCGAAUAUGUUUCGAAUAAUAGU
Molecule: messenger RNA, 651 nt
Organism: Notodromas monacha
Lineage: Eukaryota; Metazoa; Arthropoda; Ostracoda; Podocopida; Cyprididae
Source: the annotation of a GenBank genome assembly